Messenger RNA from Neoarius graeffei (lesser salmon catfish), 1810 nucleotides. It is a transcript of the gene phlda1, whose product is annotated as pleckstrin homology-like domain, family A, member 1. Gene Ontology annotation, biological process: intrinsic apoptotic signaling pathway in response to DNA damage by p53 class mediator; positive regulation of apoptotic process; negative regulation of phosphatidylinositol 3-kinase/protein kinase B signal transduction. Gene Ontology annotation, cellular component: plasma membrane. NCBI's taxonomy places the organism in Eukaryota, Metazoa, Chordata, Actinopteri, Siluriformes, Ariidae. The record is from RefSeq and is a predicted model, not a curated record. Gene Ontology annotation, molecular function: phosphatidylinositol phosphate binding. The coding region runs from base 134 to 580 and encodes 148 amino acids. The transcript is spliced from 2 exons.
UGUGUGUGUGUGUGUGUGUGUGUGCUGAUGAGGGACGGACCGGCAGCGCUGUGCGUGCCUGAGUGUGUGAGGCGCAUCAGUGUGCGGGCUCGGUUCGGUGGUCGCGUGCGGCGGGGUUGUGCGCGCUCCGGCGAUGCAGCAGCAGCAGCAGCAGGGAGCGCGCGUGCUGAAGGAGGGCGUGCUGGAGAAGCGCAGUGACGGGCUGCUGCAGAUGUGGAAGCGGAAACACUGCACGCUCACGGAGGAAGCCGUGCUGCUGCACGCGCCAAAGCACGCGCACGCGCACCCGGCGGGAAAGGGCAAGGAGCUGCACUUCUCGCGCGUGAAGACAGUGGACUGCGUGGAGCGGAAGGGCAAGCACGGGUACUUCACCGUGGUGAUGGCGGACGGGAAGGAAAUCGACUUCCGGUGCCGGGCGGAUGAGGGCUGGAGCGCGGAGAUCACUCUGCAGAUGGUGCAGUACAAAAACCGGCAGGCCGUGCUCGCGGUGCGCUCCACGCGCCACAAACACCAGCGGCUCGUCAUCAGCAAACCGGAAACGGAGGUCCCGGCGGGGGAGAGCCGCGCGCACAGCGGCUAAACAGAUUCAUCAGCUCAUCACAGCCAGAUGGAUAGAUGGCGGUGACACACACAGAUACACUCCAAGUGUGGAACUGACCUCCUGAUUUAUCUGUGUGCGUGUGUGUUAGUAUAAAUCAGCAGCUUUCUCUUCAUUCAUCAGGCCAAAGACACCGUGUCUCUCCACCCCCCUUCUCUGUCCGCUCUUUUGAACUCUCCAUCCUCGUGUAUGAUGUCACACUGAUGUCAUCAGAGAUUGAGACCAACCCCCUUCUCUUCAGGAAUGGUCUGUUCCAGCUACACACAGACUCUACUGUUUGGGAAUGGUAUAUUCCAGGACAUUGUUGUUCUGCAUGACUCUUCCUUAACCUUUACAGUGUGGGUGUGGUUAUGAAGUGGGUGGGGUUAUGAAGUCUGUAUGUCAGUUGCCAUGGUUACAGUGUCCCAACAGUAACAGGACAUGGAGUUCACUUCCUGUGUCAGCUGUGUGAGGGACUGGGCCUGAGACGCAGAUACCACUUUUCCACCAAAUCAGUUCCAGGGCUGGUUCGGGGCCAGUGCUGGUGCUGGUUCACAACUCAUUCAACUUACGAGCCAGCUGAGAACCAGUUUCCUUUUCCAUAGCUUGCGGUGCUAAGGGAAGACACGUCAUUACGUCGCUGUAUACGUCAUUACGUUGCUGUAUAUGUCAUUACGUCGCUGUAUACGUCGCUACGUUUGCAUAAACCUUGGCGCGAAUAUCAAAGCAAAAACAACACGGAAGAAGCAGCAGCAACAACAAUAAUAAUAAUAAUGGAUGACUUCGCGUUUGUACAGCUGCUGCUUCACUUAAAAAUGGCGAUCUUUUGCGGUCUUGUUAUUGUUGUUGGUCUUAACAACUCCGCCCCCCCCCCGCUGACGUAAGUGGUUCUUUCCUCUGGCCCAGCAGAGAGUUGGUGCUAGCCUGGAACUGGUUUUUCUGGCCCCAGAGCCAGUUCUUUGUCAGUGGAAACAGAAAACCCGGUUCCAAACUAAGCACUGGCCCCGAACCAGCCCUGGAACUGCUUUGGUGGAAAAGGGGCAAGAGACACACUGAGGACACUUACACAUGACAACAGGCAGAGGAGUGAAGGAGAUGUCUGUCUGUGUGGCCGCCUGUCUGUCUGCAGCUGGAACAAGCCAUUGUCUAAAACUGUGUGUUGGGGGAGGGGGGGGUUAACACCAUGCAGUUGCUAAAGCUGCUUUCAUAAAUAAACACUCCAUUUCAAGCACA